AGUGCUGCCCAUCAGUCAAGCCGGUUUUUGCAUUCAUCCUUUUGUGCAAAUAAAAUGAGCCUGACCAAACGUCUGCUUCACAGUACCCCUCGUUUAAUCUUCCCCAAGAGAACGCAUCCCUCGGCGGACCGCAACUCGCAACCGAUUUCGGAGGCGUUACUUUCCCAAGUGGACAAAACCACCGAGAAUUUGCAGUUGCUUGAAAUUGGUUCGGGAUCCGGACAACAUGCAGGAUUCCUGGCUCCACUGCUGCCAAACAUCACCUUUCAACCGUCGGAGUACGAAAGGUUUCACUUCGGAUCGAUUUCCGUCUAUGUGAAGGAGUGUUUAACCAAAAAUAUCAAAGAACCUCUCCUUGCGGACAUCUCAAAGGAACCCAAAGAUUGGGAAGUUCCCCCAACACCUGCCAGCUACGAUUACAUGUUUAACUCCAACAUGAUGCACAUCACUCCGUGGGAAUGCUCUAUAGGCCUCUUUCGGGCUGCCGGGCAGCUUUUGAAAAAGGGCGGAAAGAUGUUCACCUAUGGACCAUAUGCGGAAGAUGGCGUGCUUACCCCUCAGAGCAAUGUCAACUUCGACUCUAGUCUGCGAAUAAGAGAUGAAUCCUGGGGAGUUCGUGACAUCAAGGAUCUAAAAGUCUUGGCAAGCGAAAAUGGACUGGAGCUGGAGAAGAUCGUGGAGAUGCCGUCGAACAAUAAGUUUCUGACCUGGCUUAAGCUAUAAAAUAGUGCACUAGACUAAGGCUAUUGGGCGGUUACCCCCUCUUAGAUAACACAUUGUUGAUUUGAAAGUAAUAAAAUUUAUUGCCAUUA
Drosophila eugracilis is the source of this 812-nucleotide messenger RNA. Its product is annotated as UPF0585 protein CG18661. The transcript is spliced from 2 exons. Bases 55 to 723 code for a protein of 222 amino acids. The record is from RefSeq and is a predicted model, not a curated record. Lineage: Eukaryota; Metazoa; Arthropoda; Insecta; Diptera; Drosophilidae.